GUGAGGCUUCAUAAUUGCUUGGGCCUUGACUAACCACAAACCAGAAAGACUUUAAUUUCCCUUUUAACCCCACCACUUUGGAUUCACUUACAAAAAGUUUUCCAUGUUCACACCCUAUAACUAUAAGAUAUCACAUGGAUACAAGUAUAUGCAUAUAUAUAGUAGUUACCCAAGAGUUAUCUCCAAUUCCUAAAUUUGUUCUCUCACUCACUGUCCUCCACAAGCACGUUUUCUAAAAUCUGGGCACAUAAAAUAAAAUUAAAAGUUAAAAACCCCUCCCCAGAAGAAAAUCCAUCCAUCCAUCCAUCCAUCUAUCCUUCACAAUACAACACAAGAUGAUGAGGUCCUUAUUGAUUUUGGGGGCACUAGUUUUGUUUGGUGUUGCAAGAUGUGAUAUUGAGAAGGACAAGGAGAGAUGUGCAAACCAAUUGGUUGGGGCAGCCACAUGCCUUCCGUAUGUGAGUGGUGAAGCGAAUGCGCCCCCAAUGGAUUGUUGCACAGGAUUCAACGGGAUUGUGCGGGACAGCCCCGAGUGCAUAUGCUUGCUGGUCAAGGACAAGGACGACCCCAGCCUAGGUCUCAAGAUCAAUGUCACUCGUGCUCUCGGCCUACCCGUCAGGUGUCACGCGCCCACCAAUCUCACCGUCGGGGACUGCCCAGCUCUCCUCCAUCUGCCACCCAACUCACCAGAUGCUAAAGUUUUUCAGGAUAUUGCAAACGCUACAAAUAGCACUGCUGCUGCUGCACCUGCUAGAGCUGGUAACAACUUCCACAAAAUGGAUGGGUCCAUCACGGUUGCCAGCUGGGAGGACGGCAACAGCCCCAAGGUCACCGACAACGACUAAUAAUGAGUCGAGCAAUGGAGGACAUUUUGGUUUUGGGGCUCACUUCUUGCUGGCUAUGGCUGCAAUUCACAUCUUCUUCUGAUUCUUAGAUGCUUGCAUUUACUUCUAUUUUUGUUAAUGCUAUAUAUGUUUGGACCUAAGAUCUUAAUGGGGCGGAAAAAUUAAUCACUUACGCCAUAAAAUAUUAGGAUUUAACUUCUGAAUUUGAUAAAAGGAAAAGGUUUGUUUUUAACUAAAUAAGCUCAAGAGCCAAUCCUAGUAUAGGUAUAGCUAGGUUGUUUUCAUAUAAAUGUGAGUGCAUUUGUAAGCUGCAGCCAUGUGUGAUGAGACUAUUUAAAUUGCCUUUAUAUCCCUAUUGUUUUGUGAUUGAGAACAAGGAAAUGAGAAGAUUAAAUAAAAGUAUCA
Molecule: messenger RNA, 1250 nt
Organism: Striga asiatica
Lineage: Eukaryota; Viridiplantae; Streptophyta; Magnoliopsida; Lamiales; Orobanchaceae
Source: the annotation of a GenBank genome assembly